Messenger RNA from Lathyrus oleraceus (garden pea), 540 nucleotides. RefSeq lists its product as uncharacterized. The coding region runs from base 1 to 540 and encodes 179 amino acids. The record is from RefSeq and is a predicted model, not a curated record. The transcript has 2 exons. Lineage: Eukaryota; Viridiplantae; Streptophyta; Magnoliopsida; Fabales; Fabaceae.
AUGGUAGAGAAUGGUCAAGAUAUUCCUUUACCUGUAGUAGAUUUCGUGGUGGAUAUAGUUGAUAUUACAAAGGUGACCCAUAAUGGUCGUGUCUUUGGUCCAGUCUUUCUGAAGGAGGUAGAGGAUACUGCAACCGGUAAAAAGGUGGAUAUGCCAGUGGUAAAUCCAGUUAGUACUCCAGUGCGUCAGUCUGAGCUUUCUAAGGAAAGCAAAAAUCACAAUCUUGCACUCCAUAUUUUGAUGAACUUCAAGGAAGAUGCUUUGUCCAAUGUGUUGGUGGACACUGGUUCAUCUUUCCCAAAAUCAACUAUGUCCAGUCUUUCUUAUCAAGGUGCCCCUAUGAGGUACAUUGGCGUGAUUAUCAAAGUGUUUGAUGGUUCCUGUAAAACCGUCAUUGGUGAAGUGGACCUUCCGAUUAAGAUAGGUCUAAGUGAUUUCCAAAUUACUUUUCAAGUGAAGGAUAUCCACCUGGCAUAUAGCUGCUUAUUGGGAAGGUCGUGGAUUCAUGAAGCAGGAGCUAUGACAUCUACUCUACACUAG